AUGGAACAAUCAGAUGUUGACGGAGAUAAAAAUAUGAUUGAAGAAGUUAAUAUAUCCCUAUUUGAUAUGCCUAUAGAAUAUUCUCUUGGACAUUGCAUAGCAAAAGAUAUGUGUAUGAGUGCGGGCAUCGCCAUAGAUUUUAAGAGGAUCUUCGGAAGAAUUGGUGAACUGAUGGACCAAAAACCAAACGUUGGCACAGUAGCUUAUUUGCAACACAAAAAUCAAUUCAUAUAUUAUUUAAUUACAAAAGAAUAUAGUAACAGUAAACCAACAUACAAUAGUUUAACUGCUGCCAUUAACAAACUACGGGAUUUAAUUGUAAAACAUGGUGUUACAAAAUUAGCUAUCCCACGUAUUGGUUGUGGUCUAGACAACUUGGACUGGUCAAUAAUAAGAGGCAUCAUUCAUAAUAUUUUUCAAAAUGUAGGAUGUACAAUCAAAAUUUGUCAUUUUACACAUUAUAUGUCAAAAGAAUCAGAACUACUUAGAAUUCCACAUCCAAGUAUUGUUAAAGUAAAGCAAAAUAUCAAAGAUAUUCAAAAGCGAGAAAAUGAAAAAACAAAUCAUCAACAAGAAGUAAUGACUAUUGAUGAUAUGUAUCCCAAUAAUUUUAAAGCUGUUACUAAUACCCAUUGA
Diuraphis noxia (Russian wheat aphid) is the source of this 636-nucleotide messenger RNA. RefSeq lists its product as uncharacterized. The record is from RefSeq and is a predicted model, not a curated record. Lineage: Eukaryota; Metazoa; Arthropoda; Insecta; Hemiptera; Aphididae.